GAUGUUUAUUUUAGCGGGUUGUAGGUAGCAAGCGCAAUUAACAUUUUGCAGUGUACUUAAUAUUUUAUCACAUUUAGAAGAAAUCCAUUUAAGAACCUAAUUGAAUAGUCGUUGGGAUUCUCCUUUUGCGUACCACUAUUCAGCGUUGGUUCAGUGGAUAAACGAUAAAAUGGCAGCUCCUCCAAUUUUCAACCCGAUCAUACCCUGUGUGCAUCCUAUUCCUGGCGGAGUAUUUCCUGGUCGCAUGAUAAGGAUACAGGGCAACACACCACCCGGGGCACAAAGGUUUGCAUUCAACCUUCAAUGUGGGCCCAACACCGACCCCCGUGAUGACAUCGCCCUCCACCUCAACUUCCGGUUCGUGGAGCAGUGUGUUGUGCGCAACCACCUCACCGCCAUGGACUGGGGCUUGGAGGACACCGAAGGAGGCAUGCCUCUGCGCCCCGGAGAUCAGUUUGAAGCGCUAAUAUUAUGUGAGCAGCUGUCUAUGAAGGUGGCCCUGAAUGGCAUGCACUUCUGCGAGUUCCUGCACCGGAUCCCGUUCCACCGGAUCUCGCACCUGACCGUGGACGGCGACGUCUCCGUACAGUUCAUCGGGUUUGAGGGAUCGGCGCCCGCGCAGCCAGCUUAUAUGGGUGAGCCUGCACAGUACACGUACGGCGCCCCGCCGCCGGCCUACGGGGCGCCCGGGUACGGCGCGCCGCAAGGUUUCUACUAAGGUCAAGCGACGGUGCGGCGACGAUAGCCUAGCCAUUGUGCCUUGAAGCAGUUGGCAUCGAGGAGAAAUCUAUACGAAUAAUGUUUGUUAAGUUUAUUAUGUAUUGAUAGUAUUUUACGUUGUUAAAUCAUUAGCUGUACGUCAUUGUCAUACGUGAAAAUGAAGAAAAUCACUAUUCCGAAUUUGUUUUCUCGAGAUAGCACAAAGAUAUUGUUUUUUUAAAUUCUGACAGCUUUAUGUUCAGCGCAGGAUGACAACUUCUGUUGUUGUUACUAUAUUUAUAUUGUGUGUAAAAGAGUGAUAUAAGGUUUAGAUGUUGGUUUGUUUUCAAUCAAGUGUGUGUGCAAUCAAAAAGUCAUACUUUUUAAACUAACCUUUAACAGAUACAACACAACUUCUCGUUAGCCCCCAUUACACAUUAUCUUUGCCUAUUGGCUCAAACAGGGCGUCAGGACUGGUCACGUAGACUUUCUUCAAUAAAAUUGCCAGGCUUGCUUGGAGAUAAUUAAUUAGACUUCAUAAAAAACAAAAGUUUUUUUUUUUACUGACUUUGAGUUAAAAUUAUGUCUGUGGUUCUUUUGCAUUUAAUAUUAUUUCUCAAAGACUAUACAUUUAUUCCGGCAAACCGGGAUUGGCGAAAUUUUAUUGGUACUUUCAUUCUUAUAUCAUUAGCAGUGUUGUAGUUAGUAACGUCACGAUUAUGGAAUCGUCCUAGAAUUCGUUCGUAGAAUUAUAUCGAUUAUGCUAUAGCUUACAAAGCAAGCAUGAAAAAUUAUUAUUAUUUAUAUUAAAAAGAAAUGACUGAUACGGACAGAUUCCGCCCGAGGCGCCUAACGCAGUUACAAAUGUUAUAGGAGUUCGACGACCUUAAUGUCCUCUAGUUCAUAACUUCAUUCUAUUUCAUUGUUCGCGAAUUGACCCGAAUUAGAUAAAUGUAUUUUAAAAGUUUUCCACAAAAGGGAUAUAAUUAAAUAUUGCUCGAGUUUGUUCGGUA
Plodia interpunctella (Indianmeal moth) is the source of this 1712-nucleotide messenger RNA. RefSeq names its product galectin-9-like. Lineage: Eukaryota; Metazoa; Arthropoda; Insecta; Lepidoptera; Pyralidae. The transcript has 7 exons. The record is from RefSeq and is a predicted model, not a curated record. Bases 170 to 718 code for a protein of 182 amino acids. Gene Ontology annotation, molecular function: galactoside binding; carbohydrate binding.